This is a messenger RNA of Penicillium taxi, 246 nucleotides long. RefSeq names its product copper metallochaperone ATX1. The transcript has 2 exons. Gene Ontology annotation, cellular component: cytosol. NCBI's taxonomy places the organism in Eukaryota, Fungi, Ascomycota, Eurotiomycetes, Eurotiales, Aspergillaceae. Gene Ontology annotation, molecular function: copper chaperone activity; metal ion binding. The coding region runs from base 1 to 246 and encodes 81 amino acids. Gene Ontology annotation, biological process: copper ion transport. The record is from RefSeq and is a predicted model, not a curated record.
AUGUCGGACGCAGACCACCAGUACAAGUUCAACGUUUCCAUGAGUUGCGGUGGCUGCUCUGGUGCGGUGGAGCGUAUUUUGAAGCGGCUAGAUGGUGUCAAGUCCUUCGACGUCAACCUCGAAUCUCAAACAGCACUGGUCUCCACUGAACCGACCAUAUCCUACGAUACUGUGCUAGCUGCCAUUAAAAAGACUGGCAAGACAGUCAAUACUGGCGAGGCAGAUGGCCAGGUCAUGAGCGUUUGA